This is a messenger RNA of Nothobranchius furzeri (turquoise killifish), 1865 nucleotides long. RefSeq names its product zona pellucida sperm-binding protein 4. The record is from RefSeq and is a predicted model, not a curated record. NCBI's taxonomy places the organism in Eukaryota, Metazoa, Chordata, Actinopteri, Cyprinodontiformes, Nothobranchiidae. Gene Ontology annotation, molecular function: acrosin binding; structural constituent of egg coat. Gene Ontology annotation, cellular component: egg coat. Gene Ontology annotation, biological process: prevention of polyspermy; binding of sperm to zona pellucida.
GUCACGUGACGUGCCCUCCGCGUCACAGACGGCACUAAGUGGGUUUUAUUGGAGCCCGAAAAGCUCAAAUAUACAGAAAGCAAAAGAAAAGAUGCGCGAUUCUGUAAGAAUGAGGUGGAUUUGUUUACUUCUGGUCCUGAUGGCGCAGCGCUGUUGUUCCGUCUCACCUGUCCAGAAGAAGAAAACACCUGCUCAGAAGUCCCAGCUGGCUUUACCGACGGUCACCUGCUCCGUCCGCGGGAUCCGAGCUCUGUUCGGCCCGCUGGUCAAAAACAACCUGCGUGUCAUAGACCAAUCCGGAGCCACAGUCCCAGUGCACAAGUCUAAGAGAGAGUGUGGGGUGAGGGUGGGCAGAGAGAAGAACCAGAACCUGUCAUUCUUCAGCAAAUACGACAGCUGCUAUGCUCGUGUGGAGGGCAGCAAAGUGGUCCUCCCUCUGCUGGUCCAGCUGACCGCCGGAGAGGACCAGUGGAUCAGAGUGAACAUCAGCUGUCCGCUGAUAAAAAGGAGCAGUCAAAGGAUCCAGCCAGCAGCGUUCCCUGCAGACUGUGACAUGGAAAAAUCUCUGCAGACAGACUGUGGCCAGCGGGGCAUCUCCAUUGAAGACUGUAACAAACUGGGAUGCUGCUACGAUCGUCAUACCUCAGCCUGCUACUACAGACUCAACGCCUGCUCUCUGGAUGGACACUUUGUGUUCACAGUUAAGGCCACAGACACACACCCACCUAUUGACCCCAACAAUCUUGUAAUCAAAGAUCAGCCUCACUGUUCGCCUAAAGUCUCAACUCCAGAUACAGCUGUCUUUAAGAUCGGAGUCAUGGACUGUGGUGCAACGAUGAAGACAGAUGGCGAUCUGGUCAUCUACGAGGUUGAAGUGGAGGAGCUGAACACAAACCGAAAUUCACCAUUUAGUCUCCAGGUCCAGUGUGAAUACGAGGAAUCGGAUCUUAAGAGAGCGAAAGCCUUAAGGUCGCUGUACACGGUGACCACUCCACCUGCUGUGGUUGCUCAGGGAACCAUCAGGGUCCAGAUGAGAAUAGCCAAGGAUGCCUCUUUUACAUCUUUUAUUCCCGAGGACCAGCUGCCGCUGACCAUUCCUUUACGUGAAAUGGUGCACGUUGAAAUUUCCAUCGCCGAGCCCUUCCCGGAUCCCGCGCUGUCCCUGAGAGUGCGAGACUGCUUCGCCUAUCCUGUGUCCAAACACUCGGUGUGGACGCUCCUGCAUGACGGCUGUCCCAACCCUUUAGACGAUUUGAGAAGCUCCAUCCUUGUGGACAACCAUGAGAAAACCACCAACCAUUCUCAGCUCAGGAGGUUUGGUGUGAAGACCUUUGCCUUUCUGGACCCUGAGACGGGCAAUCCGAGCUCAGAAGAAAUGUACUUCUACUGCUGGGUGGAAAUCUGCACAGGCGAUGUGGACUGUGCUCAGAGUUGUACCAUCAUCUCAUCAGAAGAUGGAAGACAGAGAAGAGAGGUCCUUUUUGCAUCUCAUCAGGACCAGCUGGUCUUCUUGGGACCAUUUGCACUGGUAUCCAAUAACACUGAGCUGGAGGAAAAUCCAUCUGAGAAAGGACAAAAAACAAUAUUCCAGGCGAUUUUGUUCAUCGUCUCCGGCGUUGGAGUUGUCCUGCUGCUGGUCCUCCUGAUUGUUUUAUGUUCAACCAUCAGAACGCGUCCAAAGAAGGAAGAGAAGCAGGCGCGUGGUUCACAAGAUGACAGCGAUCAUGUCAAAUAAACCACUUUCUGUUAAGAGAAUUUACUUUUUGAUGCAAGAGAAGUGUUUAAAUUUCGGUUUUAUUAUUUUAAAAUAUUUCAGAAAAUAAGCUGUAAGCGUAAUCAUUUAAACACUAUUAAAUUUCUUUUUU